This is a messenger RNA of Salvelinus sp. IW2-2015, 1652 nucleotides long. RefSeq names its product norrin-like. The record is from RefSeq and is a predicted model, not a curated record. Gene Ontology annotation, biological process: Norrin signaling pathway; positive regulation of DNA-templated transcription; Wnt signaling pathway. Gene Ontology annotation, molecular function: cytokine activity; frizzled binding. Lineage: Eukaryota; Metazoa; Chordata; Actinopteri; Salmoniformes; Salmonidae.
CCACUUCCCAGCCAGCCCUCCCUGGCGCCAGUAUGCGUCCCCCAGACCCCCUUUCUCCCCCCUCAGGGCUGCUGCUGUUGCUGGUCUUCUGCCCCCUAGUAGUGGUCGUGCAGGCCAGCAGCAGUAAGAUGGAGAGCGGACACAGCACACACCAUGGAGAUACAGACCCCAGACCGCUGUAUGAGGCAUCACUUUGUGGAGACCAUCACACACUCCCUCUACAAGUGCAACUCCAAUAUGGUGUUGCUAGCUCGGUGCGAGGGCCACUGCAGCCACACGUCCCGCUCCGACCCUCUCAUCUCCUUCAGCUCGGUGUUGAAGCAGCCCUUCAAGAGUACCUGUUUCUGCUGCAAGCCCCACACCUCCAAGCUGAAGGCUGUGAGGCUCCGCUGCGCCGGAGGGACCCGCAUCACAGCAACCUACCGCUACAUCCUCGCCUGCAACUGUGAGGAGUGCAGCUGAGCUGGGAAAAAUACUUUAAACUUUAGAACUCUGUCUCCGUGAGAAAGUGUAUGCACCUGUGAGUCGACAGCUGUGAGGAGUGAAAUCCUAGAACUUGUAAAUUAGAAGAACCUGCACCUUUGUUGAACCUAUAAGUCCAGGCCCAAUCCAUGGACCGAGCCCUGGCCUUCAUUUGCAAGUAGUGGAACCCUUAGAGCCCAAUAUAACUCUAGAACCUGAGAGUAUAGGCUAGAACCAUGGAGGAAUCUAGAACCGUCAUGCUUGUUUGUGAUGAGGACUCCAUCGCCACAACAACUAUCUGCCUUUUAGAAUGGUGUUCCUAGGGAGGGGAGGGCGGGAGAUUUCUGAACCAAUAAUAAUCAUGGAUUGGAUUUAUAUAGCGCAUUUCUACCAACUGAGCUACUCCAAGCGCUUUACAUAGUAACUCACCUCAUACACCAACUGGAGGAAUGUACCAUUUCAUGGUUCUACAUGUGUUUCUAGACCUGACUGAGAARUCAGUCAUGAGAUCCUUCAUUCUUCUUGACUCUUUGUCAAAAUGCUUUGUCAAUCCUCUAAAUAUCAGUCUGGACCAAGUCUCACCUGAGCUCCUGUUCUCAUCCAGUGGCUCAGUCCCCAACCUGAGACCCAUUAGGAACCCUGUUCCCAAAUGAUGUGUGUCUAGAACCAAGAGAACACUCGGCUCCUCAAGGCUCCCAGMAGGAGUUAGUUCUGCUAAUCCAUGRAGAGUAGAUGACAUUUCCCAGAAUCCUGCAGAACACUGUCUUCUCCCCAGUGUGUUCAGACCCAAAAAACAAUGAACUGCUUUCAGCCAAACUCUCAACACUCAUUACAAGCAACAACAACACGUAUGCAUACACUCGUAUUCAAUCACUCAUCACCUCUCUAAUUACACACACCAUCUCCCCACUCUCACCCUUAAUUACAUCUAUAAAUGUAUGGUGCCAAUGUCAUAAAACCCAACAGCACAACAUGCAUAAUUAAAAGCAGCAUGGGACAGAGCAGGCCGUGUAUCCUGUGAGAUACAUGUGUAAUAACUGUGCYUAACUACACAUUCCCUCUGUCUCCUAGCCAGGCCAUAAACAUUUAAUACACUCCACCAGCUCUUCAUCCACAGCUGAAGUCAGAAGUUUACAUACACCUUAGCCAAAUACAUUUAAACUCAGUUGUUCACAAUUCCUGACAUUUAA